AGAGUUGUUAGAAGCUGGCAGUGUACCGGCAGCGCAUGCAGCAACACCGCUGCACCUUUGUGCAUCGGCUAAGGCACGCGUCUUACACGGCUGCCGACGACGACAUGUGUGGCACAGCGCGCAAACAUCACGGGAAUUUGUUUGGAAAAUGUGAGCAUUUCCUUGUACGGCCGCGCUGGCGGCUGGCAUUUGGAAAAAUUCACGUUACACGCGCGAAGACGCUGCGAAAGUGUCAAAUGCGUUGUGGUCCAACAUCUGAUGUGUGCCACGGCGAACGUGAAGCUGCGUUAGGCAAUCCUAAAUGCUACCGUAUGAUCCUUAAGAGUUCCGCAUACGAAGGCUAACAAUACGACGGGGAAAGCAUGUAUGAGCGCAAAGUUCACGAACACUUGUUGCUUUGUCUCAAAGCUCGUCGGCACACACUCGUCGGCACAUGCUCGUCGCGUGUCAUAGACGAAGCUUGAAUGCCUUCGAAACUUUCUAUACGAUAGUGUGCAGUGUUGUUGUUAUUGCUGUUAUUGCUACGAAUGACUGUGGCUCGCAGGCUGGCAGCGAAGGUUGCAUACGACGCAAAUAAGCUUCGCUCCAACCGUUGGCCAACGCAACGAAGUGGCGGCAAUGAGGACCAACACGAACGUGUCCCUGAGGCAGCUGCUGUAUAAAAAGGCUGCUCAUUGCUGGUAACGGGCAUAUGUUCGUCGCGCUUCGAAGCUGAAAUAUCUCAGUGUAAAUUGCGGAAUAUACUUGAGAAAAGCAAAACCGUUGAUAUUUAAAACUGAAAACCAAUUUUCUUUACCAAAUUAUAAAUCAAAGCAAGAAUUUGGCAAAAAGUGCAAGUGUCAACCAUAACUAAAAAAAAACUCUCUAAGCAUAUUUGGAUUAAAAAUACAUGCGCUAAAACUUUUAAAGCCAAGAAAUAAAGUGUUUGAGAAUUUUGUUGCUAACAACAAAGUUUCUAACUAAGAAAGCUAAAGAACUGUUGAAAUCUCUAAGAACAAAGUUUCUAACUAACAAAGACAAAGAACUGUUGAAAUCUCUAAGAACAAGGUUUCUAACUAACAAAGACAAAAAACUGUUAAAAUUUCUAAAAAAAAAUCAAGUCAAAGUGUCACAAGCUAAACGCCAACAAACCCAAAAUGGAUAAUUUAACGCCGCAAAAAUUCAACAAACCCACAACAUCAUCUUCCAGCAGCACAUCCAACUCAUCGGUGUUCGUCGCUAAAAACACAACAGCCUCACCCGUGCAUGUCGCACACAAAUCCGUUUCCUACUCAUCCACAUCCUCGUCGAGCGACAGCAAAAUGUCCAAAACAAAAUUAACACGCGAUCCGAAGACAACGCGCGGUAUUCUCAAUUGCAUCGGCAAGCAUUUAGGUUGCCACUUUCUACAGCAAAAUCCACGCCAUUUACCACAACAGCAACUGCAGCGUUACAUCUACAACAGUCAAGAUGAUUUGCCCAGCUCUUCGACAGACUCAUUCUCGCUCAGCUAUGAACGCGGCUCACACACGGGCUUUCACCUCACCGGCUCCAGCAUCGAUCUCACUUGCGGUGAUCUCAACGACUACGCAACACAACCGAAAACCCAGAAACAUCACCAGCAACAUGCCUCACACAACACACUCUCCUCGUCGGCGUACAGCGGUUCCUCGUGUUCACCAGCUUUCUGCUCGUUCGACGUUGAUUGUUUGGUGGACAUCUACAAUGCUGACGGUGACGCAGAUGGCGAAGAAGAAGUAUCUGUCUCGCUGAAAAUGUACCACGAGCAGCAGCAGCAGCAACAGCACAACAACCACGCCAAUAACAAUGUGGCGCAUAGCUGCAGUUCCGGUCACAAUACGGAUACAAAUAGCAGUGAUGACGAUGAUGAAUGCUCCACACAUGAGGAGUGCUGUGAACAAAAGCAGAAGCGUAAAUGUUUGAAGCAUGAAGCACCAGCGCAUCAGCAGCGUCAUGAGCAACAACAAAAAGAGCACCCAGCAACACAACACAAGCGUCUGCAUCUAAGUCGGCUGUCGAUUGCCUCGUCGGUGACACGCAUGUUGAACCAUUUCGCCAGCAGCACGUCGAUGAGGUCGUUGUCGUGCAGCAGCACACCGUUGCGCUGCUUCAAGGAUGCCAAACCGAAGGAGGCUGAUGACGCAGCCGGACAUUUGAAUGCCCGGAAUGCUAAGCAUGAGCACAAGAAGCACAGCUUGCCGAAUACGUCGUCAUCGUCGGCAUCGUCCAGCGGCAGCCGCAGCAGCAGCAGUGGCAGCAGCAGCAGCGGCGGCGGUGGCGGUAAGAGCAGCAACAGCGCGAGCGGCAAGAAGAAGGAUAAGAAGCAGCAGAGCAUACUGCGGCCGCCAGUGCAUUAUGUCUACAUGAAGGGCAUGUCCGGCCUCUACUCGCGUGUGCCGCGCUACACCGUCUGCUCGCCAUAUGCAAUGCAUUAAGGCGGUGUCGUUGGGUUGGCAUUAGUUAUGCGUAUGCAAAUGUGUGCACCAUGUACAUGAAAUAUGCAUACAUACAUACACUAUGUAUACAAAAACACAGACGUAUCGAAAAAGAGGCUGACUAUCUAAGUAUCAUAGUUCGUAGAGAUUUGUAGCUUUGGAGAAGUCGAACUUUUUUUUUCCAAAUAAUAACUGCAAAAGACUUGUAACUCAUAACAGAAUAUAAUAAUACCGUUAAGUGUAUAUAAGUGAUUAGUUUAACCCGUAGUUACUUGUAAGCGCCUAAGUAUAAGCUCGAAGGAAUAAGGUUUGGUUUAUGAAACCAAAGACAUAAUAAUGGAAAUCGCAGUGCCUCGAGUCUCAAGAUUUGAAAUGUAUGAAGCAUGUAAAACAUAAAAUGUAUUGUAUAUAAAUGUACACCAAACACCUAGUGGGUGUAUUGUAGUCUGUUAAGUAAACUCAAUGUAAAACUUUGCAAAAUUUCUUCCAUUCAAAGCUGCAUAUUUUUUUCUAAAAGAAAGCGGAAAACGAAAUUAAAUUAAAACUAAAAAAACACUUUAUUGAAAAAGCACUGAAAAGUUCAAAGAUUUCUUCCAUUACUACAAGGAAAAGUAUUCAACUAUCAAAUAGUUUAAAAAUCGAUGUAUAUUCAAUUAUUCUAAAUAAUUUUAAAUUAUAUUUAAUUAAUUAUUUCUAAAUAGAUAAUAAAAACGUAGACAAAUUUUUAGUAUAAGUAAAUUUAAAUAAUUACACCAUUUA
Messenger RNA from Bactrocera dorsalis (oriental fruit fly), 3194 nucleotides. RefSeq lists its product as uncharacterized. The coding region runs from base 1137 to 2435 and encodes 432 amino acids. The record is from RefSeq and is a predicted model, not a curated record. The transcript has a single exon. Lineage: Eukaryota; Metazoa; Arthropoda; Insecta; Diptera; Tephritidae.